AUGUCCAGCUCCGGUAAGGCAGAACUCAUUCAUAUGUUUAAGGGGAUUCCCUUUACCACCAGGUCAUCUCCAGAACUUUUAAAAUCCUUGGAUAAUUUUGAUGCUAGAGAAGAUGAUGUCCUUUUGGUUUCCUACCCAAAAUCUGGUACUCACUGGCUUGCAGGAGUUGUAACAAAGCUUUACAAUACUCAAGUUACACUAACAGCUCCCAUUGAAUUUGGAGACAUUUCCAAACUGGAGGAACUGAAUAAACUUUCAUCAAAGAGAAUCAUCCCAACGCACUUAGACUACAACAUGUUACCCCCAAAUUUUAAGAAUAAAAAAUGCAAGAUGAUUUACAUCAGCAGAAACCCCAAAGACACUGCAGUUUCCAUGUAUCAUUACUACAGAGAUAAUCCAAACCUUCCCACUGUAGACACCUGGACUGCUUUCUUUGACUUGUUCUUAAAAGGAGAUGUUGUCUGUGGAUCCUGGUUUGAUCAUUUCCUAAGCUGGGAAGAACAUAAAAAUGACAAAAACGUCCUGUUUUUGUUCUAUGAAGACAUGAAGAAGGAUCUCCCUAAGAUUGUAAAGGACAUUAGUAUAUUCCUGGAUAUAAACAUCAGUGAUCAUGAAAUCCAAGACAUUUGCAAGAAGUCAUCAUUCUCAGAGAUGAAAACAAACACAGAAAAAGAAAAUAGUGAUCCCAAUCAUACUGUUUGUGCACUUACAUCCAACAGGAAGCUGAUUUUCCGAAAAGGUACAGUUGGUGACUGGAAGAACUAUUUUACUCCAAAACAGAAUGUGAGGUUUGAGGAAAUAUUUAAUGAGAAAAUGAAAAAGAGCAAGAUGGCAAAAGGCCUCAUCUAUGAAUUCUGA
This is a messenger RNA of Rhea pennata, 858 nucleotides long. Its product is annotated as sulfotransferase 6B1-like. Bases 1 to 858 code for a protein of 285 amino acids. NCBI's taxonomy places the organism in Eukaryota, Metazoa, Chordata, Aves, Rheiformes, Rheidae. The transcript is spliced from 6 exons. The record is from RefSeq and is a predicted model, not a curated record. Gene Ontology annotation, biological process: sulfation. Gene Ontology annotation, molecular function: sulfotransferase activity. Gene Ontology annotation, cellular component: cytoplasm.